GAGAGGAAGCAAAGUAAUCAAAUAAAUUUGCUACAGAGUUGAGGAAAAUUGGGGGAAAAAUUCGUUAUUGAGUUGUGUUGAGCAAUUGAGCUGAGAAUCGGAGGCGGAGGAGUGAUCGGAGUGGGUUGCUGCGGGAGGAGAAAGAUCAAAGAUGCGAGGACGAUGUGGAAGGAGACUAGAGAGAGAGAGCUCGGGAACCUUCGCCCUAAUUUGUUCAGCACUCGCAUUUUCAAAUCUAGGAUUUCGUCCAUUCAGCUCUCCAAUUCCAAGGAAAUCGUCUCCUCUCAUCGCGGAGCAGUCAACUCACUUCAGGUUGAUUUGACAGAGGGGCGAUAUCUACUGGCUGGUGCGGCGGAUGCAACUGUUGCAGUUUAUGAUGUUCAGCGAGCAACAGAUCAUGAUGGGCGUGGCCGAAUUUCGAAGCAUAAGUCGUUGUUUCUCAUCAACAAGCAGCAUGAGCAUGGGCAUAAAUAUGCGAUAUCAUCUGCCAUCUGGUAUCCGGUCGACACGGGGUUGUUUGUUACUGGUUCUUAUGACCAUCAUAUCAAUGUUUGGGAUACGAAUACUACACAAGUUGUAAUGAAUUUCAAAAUGCCUGGAAAGGUUUAUAGAACUGCUAUGUCUUCAAUAGCAAGAUCACACAUGUUAAUUGCUGCUGGAACCGAAGAUGUCCAAGUUCGAUUGUGUGAUAUUGCUUCUGGUGCAUUUGCUCACACUUUGUCUGGUCAUCGCGAUGGAGUAAUGUCGUUGGAGUGGUCCACUUCUAGCGAGUGGGUAUUGGUCACCGGAGGAUGUGACGGUGCAAUACGCUUCUGGGACAUCAGACGGGCUGGAUGUUUUCGUGUUUUGGAUCAAUCUCAUUCCCAGUUAGGAAGACGUCCACCUCUCCUUGCAGCAACAAAUAAGAAAUCAUCAUCACAUCAAAGUUCUGCAAGAGCCCGGCCACCUCAAAGAAAAUCAACUAAUGGUAACACUGUAAAGUCCCAUGGUGUCACUAAGGUUCCUAGUCAAAUGAAAGGUGCAAAACAGAGAUCACAUCCUGGAAUGAUUUCGAGCCAUGAUCGUGCCACAGCCCAUUAUGGUGUAGUAACUGGAUUAAAGGUGACUGAAGAUGGCAUGUAUCUUCUAAGCGCAGGUUCUGAUUCAAGGUUGAGAUUGUGGGAUAUAGAGUCAGGGUGCAAUACACUUGUGAACUUUGAAACUGCACGCCUACAAAGUAGCAAGGCCAUACAGAUGGCUGUAUCCCAAGACUCAGCUCUUUCUUUUGUUCCUUGCAUGACCACUGUAAAAGUCUUUGAUAUUUGGUCUGGCCAAACAAAGUACGCAUUUCGUGGCCACUAUGAAAAUGUGAACUGCUGUUGGUAUAAUGCACAAGAUCAGGAGUUGUAUACUGGUGGCAAUGAUAGGCAAAUUCUUGUCUGGUCUCCACCCAAGGCCAUUUCCACUGAAGAUGAUGAAUCGAAGAACGGGGAGGCUGCCACCAGUGACCAGGAUAACUGGAGUGAUUGAGGCAUUCGCAUUCAUGUGCCUUGGUCGAUCAAAUUUCCCCGUUCUGCAACAUACAUCGUCUAGUACAAAUUACUAACAAUGCACAAUUAGUGGGUUUCAAGUUCAAAAGAUUCUAAAUGCUUUCCAUAUUGUGCAUCAAUUUUCAUAAUAUCAAGUGUUUUCAGCGUUGUUGUAUUGCAAUUUGUUAUGUAACAAUUUGUUGUGCCCUAAAAGGACUCUAUUCUCUCUA
Molecule: messenger RNA, 1738 nt
Organism: Salvia hispanica
Lineage: Eukaryota; Viridiplantae; Streptophyta; Magnoliopsida; Lamiales; Lamiaceae
Product: WD repeat-containing protein ATCSA-1-like
Biological process (GO): transcription-coupled nucleotide-excision repair; protein polyubiquitination; proteasome-mediated ubiquitin-dependent protein catabolic process
Cellular component (GO): nucleotide-excision repair complex; Cul4A-RING E3 ubiquitin ligase complex
Molecular function (GO): protein binding
Source: RefSeq, a predicted model, not a curated record